GACCGUGACACAAUAAGUCCUAGUCGAUCAUCAAUAAUCAGUUUAUCAGUAAACAUCUCUCCGUCUCUUGGUGUCGUUCAUCACUUUGACUUUACGUUUAAAAAGAGUAACGGGAUUCUGUAACAAUACGCGGCGGAGAUUGAACGGAGCUACCGCCGUUAGCUUUAGCUGCUGUUAGCCUAGCCUAGCGGAGUUAGCUUGGAAGUGGACCGAACCUUUCUAAGAUGGGAGCCCACCGCAGUGAGGGAGGCCGGGACUGGCUGCAGCAGGACGGGCCGGAGCAGCCUGAGCAGAGCCCGAAGCCGUGGAAUUUGAUGAUCAAACACCGACAGAUACAGAGACGAGGCCGACGCUCCCACAUGACAGUCAGCUACACUGAUCCCCAGGUGUCCAUGGACCUGCUGAGGGCUGUGCUUCAGCCCAGCUUCAACGAGGACAUCAUGGCAGUUUUCAAGAAGUAUCAAAAGUUCUUUGAGAAAGCGGCAGAGAACGUGAAGGAAAACAUCGGUGAGAGCGUUCAGACCGAUCAGCUGAUCAGAGAGGCUUCCAGGAACGUUCUGGAACAUGCCAAACAGCUGUUCCCGGAGGCAGAGGUGAAUAGGGCGAGGUCAGAGGCCGCCAUCAAGAGGUCCAGACCCGCUGCUGAUGAAGACUACAGUCAGAGAGGAAGCCCCGUCCCCAAGAAGAGACGGGCUCGUCCGGGCCCAGUGCCGGCCUCCGAUCGACCCCACAACUUUCCCAAUCAAGUGAAGCUCAAGUCGGAUCCAAUCAAGAGAGAAGGGCCGAGGUGGGAACCAUCCAGACUGAAUGAAAACAGCACGUUUGUUCUCGGCUCCAGAGCCAACAAGGCGCUGGGGAUGGGCGGAACCAGAGGACGCAUCUACAUCAAACACGCCGAUCUGUUUAAGUAUGCGGCAGAUGCGAAAGAUAAGCAGUGGCUGGCAGAGCGACACCACAUGAGAGCGACAGGGGGGAAGAUGGCCUACCUGCUGAUUGAAGAGGACAUCCAGGAUCUGUCUCGCAGUGAUGAAUACAAGGACUGUCCAGAUGUCAGGAUGGACGAGUUGAAGCCAUUCUCAGUUCCUCUGUGGAUGGUGGAGAAGAUGCAAAGAGCCAUGGAGGGUCAGAGAGACACUGACCCCUGACCCCCCCCCCCUCUUCUCCCAGUGAUCACUUGUUAUUUUUAAUGCUGUUUUUAAAAAAUAAAUAAAAAUGAAAACCAA
Gasterosteus aculeatus aculeatus (three-spined stickleback) is the source of this 1223-nucleotide messenger RNA. RefSeq names its product deoxynucleotidyltransferase terminal-interacting protein 1. The record is from RefSeq and is a predicted model, not a curated record. Gene Ontology annotation, molecular function: DNA binding; nucleosome binding. Gene Ontology annotation, cellular component: nucleus. Lineage: Eukaryota; Metazoa; Chordata; Actinopteri; Perciformes; Gasterosteidae.